Messenger RNA from Chionomys nivalis (European snow vole), 1955 nucleotides. RefSeq names its product transmembrane serine protease 5 (gene Tmprss5). Bases 22 to 1359 code for a protein of 445 amino acids. Gene Ontology annotation, biological process: proteolysis. Gene Ontology annotation, molecular function: serine-type endopeptidase activity. The transcript is spliced from 12 exons. Gene Ontology annotation, cellular component: plasma membrane. NCBI's taxonomy places the organism in Eukaryota, Metazoa, Chordata, Mammalia, Rodentia, Cricetidae. The record is from RefSeq and is a predicted model, not a curated record.
ACACUGGAUGACCAAGGCCCAAUGGAGGUUCGGUACACAGAAGAGGGUCCUGGACUUGGGAUCUUCAGAACAGAGUUGGGAGACCGGCGGCAACCCAUCUCCCAGUCCCAGCGCUGGUGCUGCCUGCAGCGUGGCUGUGCGGUUCUGGGAGCCCUGGGGCUGCUGGCUGGAGCAGGGGUCAGCUCAUGGCUCCUAGUACUGUAUCUAUGGCCGGUUGCCACUCCCCCCAUCUCCGGGACCUUGCAGGAGGAGGAGAUGAAUCUGAGCUGUCCAGGAGUCAGCAGGGAGGAAGAGCUUCUCUCAUCGCUUCCCAAAACAGUAUCUUUCAGAAUCAUGGGCGAGGAUCUCCUGCUUGAAGUGCAAGUAAGGGCUCGGCCAGACUGGCUCCUGGUCUGCCAUGAGGGCUGGAACCAUGCCUUGGGGAUGCGCAUUUGCCAGAGUCUUGGGCACCUCAGGCUCGCUCAGCACAAGGCAGUGAAUCUGUCUGACAUCAAGCUCACCAGAUCCCAGGAGUUUGCUCAGCUGUCUGCUAGACCGGGAGGUCUCCUCCAGGAGGCAUGGCAGCCCAGUGCUAGCUGUCCUUUUGGCCGAAUUGUUUCUCUCAAAUGUUCUGAGUGUGGGGCAAGACCUCUGGCUUCUCGAAUAGUUGGCGGUCAAGCUGUGGCUUCUGGGCGCUGGCCAUGGCAAGCGAGUGUGAUGCUUGGCUCCCGGCACACGUGCGGGGCCUCUGUGCUGGCACCCCACUGGGUAGUGACUGCUGCCCACUGCAUGUACAGUUUCAGGCUGUCCCGCCUGUCCAACUGGCGGGUGCAUGCAGGCUUGGUCAGUCACAGUGCCAUCCGACAGCAGCAGGGAGCAAUGGUGGAGAAAAUCAUUCCCCACCCUCUGUACAGUGCCCAGAACCAUGACUAUGAUGUGGCUCUCCUGCAGCUCCGGACUCCGCUCAACUUCUCAGACACUGUGGGCGCUGUGUGCUUGCCGGCCAAGGAGCAGCAGUUUCCAAGAGGGUCGCAGUGCUGGGUGUCUGGCUGGGGCCACACCGACCCCAGCCAUACUCAUAGCUCAGACACACUACAGGACACGGUGGUACCUCUGCUCAGCACUCACCUCUGCAACAGCUCAUGUGUGUACAGCGGGGCACUCACACACCGCAUGCUGUGUGCUGGCUACCUGGACGGAAGGGCAGACGCAUGCCAGGGGGACAGCGGGGGACCCCUUGUGUGUCCCAGUGGUGACGUGUGGCACCUUGUAGGGGUGGUCAGUUGGGGUCGUGGCUGUGCAGAGCCCAAUCACCCAGGUGUCUAUGCCAAGGUAGCGGAGUUCCUGGACUGGAUCCAUGACACCGUACAGGUCCACUAGCUACAGGAGAAGCAGCUGCCAUCUCCGAUGCCGAACUGUGGAUCUCCCGUGGAUCAUCCCAGACUGAGGGCCAGCAGCUGCAGCACUGGUUUCUCUCCUAAGGCUCUGAUUUCUCCUUCCUCUUUCUCACCUGAGCUGAGCGCCUCUGCAGCAGGAAGGAGGCUGGGGCUGGAGUGAGAAUAAUGAGGAAAGGAAGGGAUAAGAGGAGACGCAACAGAUGAGAUUUCUGGAAGCAUCUGGGAAACUGGUCCUCUGUUCUCCCUGGACUCCAUUGCAUCUAUCGGGAGGAUGCUGGAGGUGCCCUGCUUUCUCCCAGGGGCCUCAGGAGGGCUAAGUCCAACUCUAGAGAAUGCCCUAUCUCAAGGGCUCCUGGGCAGAUGAGGCCAACGUUGGACCAACUCAAGUAAAGACACGGAAGUCAGGGUCCCCACCCUACCCCACUGGUCCUGUUCUGAGCUAACUCUAGUAGCUCUAUAUGAGGCAGGAGUCUAUAAGACAAGAAAGACGGAGUUGGACAAGGAUGACAUUUUUCAAAUGACAUUCUGUUUACUGUUCGAAAGAGUUUUGUUAUUAAAUGGAAAUUAUAUAUAAUCUUG